Babesia ovata is the source of this 3501-nucleotide messenger RNA. RefSeq names its product alpha beta hydrolase fold-1 domain-containing protein, putative. The transcript is spliced from 3 exons. The record is from RefSeq and is a predicted model, not a curated record. Bases 1 to 3501 code for a protein of 1166 amino acids. NCBI's taxonomy places the organism in Eukaryota, Apicomplexa, Aconoidasida, Piroplasmida, Babesiidae.
AUGAUGAGGGCCUUUGGUCUUCGUGUUCUCCGUAAUGCCCGAGGUUUCUCCGUGCUGGCGCUGAUUCAACUUCUGCUUGCUAACACCGCAAGUGGAUAUCAUGCUGGAUCUUCUGCCCAACGUAACCUAUAUAAAAAUGAUUCUUGGUCGAUGCAGCAUGCUACUCCGUCCUUCUUGGCGUUAGGCUCGAGGGCUUCUUCGAGGAGUCACACACCUGUUUUCCUUGAAGACACUGAUACCCCCUUUAGCACGCUAUCUCUACAGCCAUCGUCGGUAAACGUGCAAAGUAUUUUAUCAAGGUAUAACCGGCAGGCUUUGGAGGAACUAAAGGCGCAACCCACCGAUCAGUGUUCUGAGUGGGAACCGUUAACAAACUGUUCGACGAAGCAAGCAUUACACUGCAUGAAGCCAUUCGAUACAAGCAUUACGAUGCUAUGUUUUAAUGACACGUGCGGUACAUGGUCGCCGUGGACAAUAUGCAACAACAAAUUGCAGUAUCGGUUCCGUCCAGAAUGUGCUGGUGACAGCAUUCAGUACAGGGAAUGUGGUGCUAAGAAUUUCACUAUUGCAAAACAGGAAGAGGCCGCGCGUCUAGCUCGUGAGAAAGCGGAGCGUGAGGAGCGUGAAAGGAAAGAGGCUGAGCGUCUUGCCCGUGAGAAAGCGGAGCGUGAAGAGCGUGAAAGGAAAGAGGCUGAGCGUCUUGCCCGUGAGAAAGCGGAGCGUGAGGAGCGUGAAAGGAAAGAGGCUGAACGUCUAGCACGUGAGAAAGCGGAGCGUGAGGCUGCUGAGGCUCGCCGUUUGGCAAGGGAGAAGGCUGAACGUGAAGAGCGUGAAAGGAAAGAGGCUGAGCGUCUUGCCCGUGAGAAAGCGGAGCGUGAGGAGCGUGAAAGGAAAGAGGCUGAACGUCUAGCACGUGAGAAAGCGGAGCGUGAGGCUGCUGAGGCUCGCCGUUUGGCAAGGGAGAAAGCGGAGCGUGAAGAGCGUGAAAGGAAAGAAGCUGAACGUCUAGCACGUGAGAAAGCGGAGCGUGAGGCUGCUGAGGCUCGCCGUUUGGCAAGGGAGAAGGCUGAACGUGAAGAGCGUGAAAGGAAAGAGGCUGAGCGUCUUGCCCGUGAGAAAGCGGAGCGUGAGGAGCGUGAAAGGAAAGAGGCUGAACGUCUUGCCCGUGAGAAAGCGGAGCGUGAGGAGCGUGAAAGGAAAGAGGCUGAACGUCUAGCACGUGAGAAAGCGGAGCGUGAGGAGCGUGAAAGGAAAGAGGCUGAACGUCUAGCACGUGAGAAAGCGGAGCGUGAGGCUGCUGAGGCUCGCCGUUUGGCAAGGGAGAAGGCUGAACGUGAAGAGCGUGAAAGGAAAGAGGCUGAGCGUCUUGCCCGUGAGAAAGCGGAGCGUGAGGAGCGUGAAAGGAAAGAGGCUGAACGUCUAGCACGUGAGAAAAGCGUGAGGCUGAGGCUCGCCGUUUCAAGGGAGAAAGCGGAGCGUGAAGAGCGUGAAAGGAAAGAAGCUGAACGUCUAGCACGUGAGAAAGCGGAGCGUGAGGCUGCUGAGGCUCGCCGUUUGGCAAGGGAGAAAGCGGAGCGUGAGGAGCGUGAAAGGAAAGAGGCUGAACGUCUAGCACGCUCGCCGUUGGCAAGGAGAAAGCGUGAGGAGCGUGGGAAAGAGGCUGAACGUCUAGCACGUGAGAAAGCGGAGCGUGAGGCUGCUGAGGCUCGCCGUUUGGCAAGGGAGAAAGCGGAGCGUGAAGAGCGUGAAAGGAAAGAAGCUGAACGUCUAGCACGUGAGAAAGCGGAGCGUGAGGCUGCUGAGGCUCGCCGUUUGGCAAGGGAGAAAGCGGAGCGUGAGGAGCGUGAAAGGAAAGAGGCUGAACGUCUAGCACGUGAGAAAGCGGAGCGUGAGGCUGCUGAGGCUCGCCGUUUGGCAAGGGAGAAGGCUGAACGUGAAGAGCGUGAAAGGAAAGAGGCUGAGCGUCUUGCCCGUGAGAAAGCGGAGCGUGAGGAGCGUGAAAGGAAAGAGGCUGAACGUCUAGCACGUGAGAAAGCGGAGCGUGAAGAGCGUGAAAGGAAAGAGGCUGAACGUCUAGCCCAGGAGCAGGCUGAACGUGAGGCCCGCGAAAAGGAGGAAGCUGAACGUCUAGCCAAGGAGCAGGCUGAACGUGAGGCCCGCGAAAAGGAGGAAGCUGAACGUCUAGCCCAGGAGCAGGCUGAACGUGAAGCUCGUGAAAAGGAGGAAGCUGAACGUCUAGCCCAGGAGCAGGCUGAACGUGAAGCUCGUGAAAAGGAGGAAGCUGAACGUCUUGCCCAGGAGCAGGCUGAACGUGAGGCCCGCGAAAAGGAGGAAGCUGAACGUCUAGCCCAGGAGCAGGCUGAACGUGAAGCUCGUGAAAAGGAGGAAGCUGAGCGUCUUGCCCGUGAGAACGCGGAGCGUGAGGCAGCGGAGGCUCGUCGUCUUGCCCAGGAGCAGGCUGAACGUGAGGCCCGCGAAAAGGAGGAAGCUGAACGUCUUGCCCAGGAGCAGGCUGAACGUGAGGCCCGCGAAAAGGAGGAAGCUGAACGUCUAGCCCAGGAGCAGGCUGAACGUGAAGCUCGUGAAAAGGAGGAAGCUGAGCGUCUUGCCCGUGAGAACGCGGAGCGUGAGGCAGCGGAGGCUCGUCGUCUUGCCCAGGAGCAGGCUGAACGUGAGGCCCGCGAAAAGGAGGAAGCUGAACGUCUUGCCCAGGAGCAGGCUGAACGUGAGGCCCGCGAAAAGGAGGAAGCUGAACGUCUAGCCCAGGAGCAGGCUGAACGUGAAGCUCGUGAAAAGGAGGAAGCUGAGCGUCUUGCCCGUGAGAACGCGGAGCGUGAGGCAGCGGAGGCUCGUCGUCUUGCCCAGGAGCAGGCUGAACGUGAGGCCCGCGAAAAGGAGGAAGCUGAACGUCUUGCCCAGGAGCAGGCUGAACGUGAGGCCCGCGAAAAGGAGGAAGCUGAACGUCUAGCCCAGGAGCAGGCUGAACGUGAAGCUCGUGAAAAGGAGGAAGCUGAGCGUCUUGCCCGUGAGAACGCGGAGCGUGAAGCUCGUGAAAAGGAGGAAGCUGAGCGUCUUGCCCGUGAGAACGCGGAGCGUGAGGCGCUUGUAAAGGAAGAGCCAAGGAGCCUCUCUCCCGAGGAAGGAAGUGCCACGCCCUACACUAUGGUUAGAGACUUGCGCGACGAAGGCUCUCUUGAGAAUGAAGAACAGGGUGAAUAUGAGGAAAAGCAUUCUGAAUAUGAAGAGAAACAGGAUGAGAAUACUUCGAAGUAUUCUACUAGAUCUAUGGUUAAACAUGCAUCCGUCGGUUUAGCCGCUGUUGUUUCCGCCGUUGUGGGUUCUUAUGUUUACAGCAAGGGGCCAUCCGCUGCGUCCGGUUUGGUCAGUGGUGUUGCUGAGCAGGGUUUCGACGACGGAGCGUACGGAGCCCGCAAGGAAGAUGAUAUCGAAACGAAAAUACAGCUGGAAGAGAAUUUCUGGGCGGAAGGUGAUGACUCUUAG